UAACCAAACGCCAAAAAAUAAGUAAGAAAACUACUUAUUUUUUAUGAAAAUAUUUUCUAUAAUUUUUUUUUUCGAGGAAAACAUUUUCCUUCCUACCACACCUUUGUGUCUUAAAUAUUCUAUGCGGUUUCAGUUUAGACUUGGUCAAUAGUAACUUGCUUGCACACACAACAACCAAAUACGUAACGUCAUGCAUGGAAUGGAAUGAUGAUGCAGUUAGAGGUCAGAAGUAAACUUGGUCUGUUGAGUUUUGGAGAUGAUUAUGUAGAGUUCAAUGUCGUUGGCUAACUGUAAUUGAUUGGGAAGUUUCCUAUGAUUGAAGUGAACGUAUUACUGCUUAUAUGUGUUACAAUUCCUAAAUUUUAGAGGAGGUACGUGUAAUUCUUGACUAUUCAACUUUCGAGCUUGUGGGUCAAAUUUUCAAUUCCUCUACUUCUGUCAAUUCAACAGUCAAUGUCUUCUGUUUCCCGAUUGCAAGCCAGAUUUAACAAACCACCAAAUUCAAGAGCUGAUAUUGUUCUUCUCUGAAUCUCCUCUGCCCUAUUUGUUAGUCACAGUAUUUGGAGCCAAUAAAACGCAAAAAGAAAAAGAAAAGAGCACCGUCUUUGGUCUAUGAUCCUCUCUUUGAAUGGCGUCUAUAUAUCAGUGUAUUUGAUUGCUAUUUUCCCAACCAACAAGAGUUGAAGGAAAUCCCUCUCUGUUUUGCCCUUUUUAUCAUUAGCUCUCUAUAAUUGCUACCUUUUUCCAUCCCUAAUUCUAAGAAAUAACAGAGGAGAAAAAACACAUACCUAAGUUUUUUCCAUAUCACUACUACUUAUCCAUCAUGCGACUUCCAUCAGCCACCGCCUCUUCCUCAUUCAUGGCGGCACCACCCUCCUCAUCCGAUCUCAUGCGCGUCAAUCGCAUCGGAAGCGGCUUCGGUAGUUCGGUGUACAAGGUCCAUCACAGGCCCACCGGUGAACUUUACGCGCUCAAGGUGAUCUCCUGUAUCCACGAGGACUCCAUUCGCCCCAAGAUGUGCCGGGAGAUCGAAAUUCUCCUGGAUGUAAAUAACCCUAACGUCGUGAAAUGUCACGACGUGCUUGAUCACAAUGGGGAAAUCCAAAUCCUUCUCGAGUACAUGGAUAACGGCUCUCUGGAAGGGAUUCACAUCCCUUACGAGCCCGUCCUUUCUGAUUUUACCGGCCAGGUUCUUUCCGGACUCUUCUACCUUCACAGCCGCAAUAUUGUGCACAGAGAUAUCAAACCCUCCAACAUGUUAAUGAACUCUAUGCGCGAAGUGAAGAUCGCGGACUUCGGAAUCUCGAGAUUUUUGGAGCAAACCAUGGAUUUGUCUGUGGGAAGUAUCAGUUACAUGAGUCCCGAGAGAAUCAACACGGACCUGAAUACAGGCCAGCAGAAUAUAUAUCGAUAUGCUGAGGAUAUAUGGGGUUUGGGAUUAAGUAUCCUGGAACUUUACUUGGGAAAGUUUCCAUUUUCUGGUGGGAAUUGGUGGAGUGUUAUGACGGCCAUUUGUACGUCGCAGCCGCCACAGGCGCCGUCUACUGCUUCUCCGGAGUUCCGGGACUUCAUAGCUUGCUGUUUGCAAAGGGAUCCUUCUAGAAGGUGGACGGCGGAGCAGUUGCUGCGCCAUCCUUAUAUAACACAGUAUGAACUGAAAGUAGAAACUGAGGAUUGCCCCAGCUUAUACGUUCAUGAAAUCUUAUAGCGCUUUGUUAAUUUUUUCCAACGGAUGGCAUCGUCUCUUGGAUUUGUUUUAUUUUUGGUAAUGGCUUUGCUCCAUUAGGUGAUGAUUGUAAAAGGAUUAAUUGCAUGUGUAAUAAAAGUUUCUCUAACCUUGUGAUUAAUGAAGAGAAGAGUUUUGAGUAGAUUUAGUUGCACAUUCAGAAGAUAAAAUAGUUAGUUGUGGGCAGUUUCUAGUA
Nicotiana tabacum (common tobacco) is the source of this 1922-nucleotide messenger RNA. Its product is annotated as mitogen-activated protein kinase kinase 5. NCBI's taxonomy places the organism in Eukaryota, Viridiplantae, Streptophyta, Magnoliopsida, Solanales, Solanaceae. Gene Ontology annotation, biological process: protein phosphorylation. Gene Ontology annotation, molecular function: ATP binding; protein serine/threonine kinase activity. The record is from RefSeq and is a predicted model, not a curated record. Gene Ontology annotation, cellular component: cytoplasm.